This is a messenger RNA of Dendronephthya gigantea, 827 nucleotides long. RefSeq names its product methyltransferase-like protein 27. The transcript has 2 exons. The record is from RefSeq and is a predicted model, not a curated record. The coding region runs from base 42 to 788 and encodes 248 amino acids. NCBI's taxonomy places the organism in Eukaryota, Metazoa, Cnidaria, Anthozoa, Malacalcyonacea, Nephtheidae.
AGGGUGUUACAAUGUGAAUAUGUGAUGCAAUUUGAUAUCUUAUGAUAUCCGAAUCACAAAGACACAAACGAAGCUUAUACCACUGGUUCGCAGGCACACUAAACCACCAAGUCUCUUGCCGUUCUCAUUCUAUACAAAUAAUCAUGAGUUAUGACGGUUUUAAAGCGCUAUCUGUAGACAGUAAGGCUGAAGAUUGUAGAAAGCUCUACACAGCAUGGACUGAAACUUAUGAAAAGUUCAUGAUAAAUGAUUUGAAAUACGGCGGUCCAGUCGCUACUGUAGAUCUUCUAUCUCAACACCUCCAAGCUCUUGGGAAGGGUACCGAUGUAAGAAUACUUGAUCUCGGCUGCGGCUCUGGACUGGUUGCUGAAGAAUUACAAAAACGAGGCUACAACAAUAUCGACGGAGUUGACCUGUGUGCUGAGAUAAUGGAAAAAGCCAAGGAGAAGGGUGUGUACAGGACACUCACCCAGGGGGAGAUGGCAUCGGAGGGGUGUGGGAAGCUUGGAGUGGGGGCUGAUCAAUAUGAUGGUGCAACAUGUGUGGGGGUGCUGACCCAUGGUCAUGUGAAAAGCAAAGGCUUUGAUGAUUUUGUUCAUGUACUAAAACCUGGUGGUCUGGCCUGCUUCACCGUCCGACGCUUGGUUUGGGAGGAUCCCUCCUAUGGUUAUGCCACAAAAAUGGACGAACUUUGUAACGCGAAGAAGUGGAAACUGGUCGAGAAAAAAUAUGUUGAGAAUUACACGAUUGAUGACGGCUGUUGGCUGUUCUGUUGUCAGAUAUUGUAAUGAUUUUUCAUGAUAUUAAAAUCAUAAAAUUCACAAGAC